AACAAAGGCUAGACAUUCUAUACAAAUAUCGCAACUCUUUUGUGUUUAUUUAUGAACGCCGUUGUUGCCAGUCAAAAUAAAAAUGAUAGAAGCUUCAGUAAUAUGGAAAGCGAAAGCAGCAGUAAUGUAGAAAAGUCUGAAAAAGAAAAUCAUCAUCAGAGCUUGCCAGAUGAAAACUGGACGCCCUUCCUCUUCUUUUGUAUCUCAUCAAUAGCACUUGCAUCAUUUCAAGACGGGUUUCAAAUAGGGUGCAUUAAUGCUCCGGGUCCCCUAAUUAUUGACUGGAUCAAAAAGUGUCAUUUCGAAUUAUUUGGAGAAGUUCUUUCACAGUACCAGGCUGAUUUCAUAUGGUCAGUUGCCGUUUCCAUGUUCUCUGUUGGUGGAAUGUUUGGAAGUUUCUGUUCUGGUUUUCUUGCUGAUAAAUUCGGCAGAAAAUCGACUCUACUCUAUAACAAUAUUCUCGCUUUACUGGCAGCAGUUUGUCUUUCAACUUCAAAAUUGUUCAACUUUUACCCAAUGAUCGUGUUUGGCCGGUUCCUUGUAGGACUAAACUGUGGUAUCACAUCUGGCCUGGUGCCAAUGUUUCUUACCGAGUUGGCUCCAGCGAACCUACGUGGCAAAUGUGGAUCCUUUCACCAGUUGAAUAUAUCUGUAGCGAUAGUUCUCUCGCAAGCUCUUGGUCUUCCGCAGAUUUUUGGAACACAAGUAGGAUGGCCAUACAUUUUUGCAUGUGUGGCUAUUCCAACAUUCCUGCAACUUGCGACGAUUCCAUUUUGCGUGGAAUCUCCGAAAUACUUGAUCUCCAAGCUUAACGACAGAGAAGAAGCUCGUCGAAUUUUAGAGAAACUGAGAGGGCACACAAAAGUCGACGAAGAGCUCGAGCACAUGGUGCAGGAGACAAUGGUAACUGUCGAGCCAUUACAUCAACCUGGAUACGUGUCGUUGUUCAAGGGAGAUAAUCAGUGGCCAAUGAUUGUUUCCAUUUUGAUGAUGUUCAGUCAGCAGUUUUCAGGAAUCAGUGCCGUCACCUUCUACUCUACCCUCAUUUUCAAAAGAAACGGUCUAUCUGGAAAUGAGCCAAUGUACGCAACUGUUGGCUUUGGAUGUAUCAAGCUUAUUGCCACGUUUGGAUGUUUAUUCCUAAUAGAUCAUCCUAAAUUUGGAAGAAAACGUCUUCAUAUCGCUGGAUUGUCUGGAAUGUGCAUUUCAUCCAUUCUCAUUGUGAUCACUUUGACAUUAUCAAAUGCCGGAUACCACUGGGCGAGCUACAUGAAUGUGCUCUUCAUUUUGUCAUUUGUUGUCACAUUCGCAUUUGGGCCUGGGCCAAUUCCAUGGUUUUUCACAUCAGAACUUUUCGACUCUGCGACACGUGGAAGAGCUGCUGCAGUGUCGGCCACGAGUAAUUGGGUGGCCAAUUGGAUGGUUGGACUCACAUUCUUGCCAAUAAAUAACAUUAUUCACCAGUACGCCUUCCUCAUGUUCACUUUCUUCACCUUCACAUUUGCCAUUUUUACUUGGAAGUUUGUUCCGGAAACAAAAGGAAAAUCACCGUCUGCUAUUAGAAAAGAGUUGGCUUUCAUGAGAAAACGGAUAUGUUCAUAGUCGGGAUUAGAAUCAAUCAUGCUUUAACUAGACUGUUAAUGUUAAUAAAAUUUGGGUAAUUGU
Caenorhabditis elegans is the source of this 1665-nucleotide messenger RNA. RefSeq names its product Facilitated glucose transporter homolog (gene R09B5.11). Gene Ontology annotation, molecular function: transmembrane transporter activity. Gene Ontology annotation, cellular component: plasma membrane; membrane. The record is from RefSeq and is marked reviewed. The coding region runs from base 52 to 1602 and encodes 516 amino acids. The transcript has 7 exons. NCBI's taxonomy places the organism in Eukaryota, Metazoa, Nematoda, Chromadorea, Rhabditida, Rhabditidae. Gene Ontology annotation, biological process: transmembrane transport; hexose transmembrane transport.